AUGGCAUCUGAGCGGGCCACGGUCCCCCCGGAUGUCUUUGUCAGUGACCUCUACAAGCCUUCCGUCGACUACAAAGAUGACGGGGGCUCGGAUCAACCCCCAAGCGGCUCAGGUAUCGAUCCCAAGGUCUCCAUGGCUCACGAACAGGAGGCCAUGGACAUUGAGCCAGAGCCCCCUGCACCAGACGACACGCCAGACUGGCGCUACCCGUUGCUACAAUGCCUUGUCGACGGCACUUUCCCCUCAGACCAGGCUGAGGCACGGCGUGUGGCUCGUCACGCCAAGACUUUCCUCCUUCUCGACGGAGAAAUGUACAAGCGCAGACCCUCGGGCAUUCUUAUGCGCUGCAUCCCACGUCAGGAGGGAAUCAAGCUCCUAGAGGACAUACACUCGGGGGCUUGUGGCCACCACGCCGUGCCUCGAACGCUAGUAGGAAAUGCCUUCCUACAAGGCUUCUACUGGCCCACCGCCGUGGCUGAUGCCACGGAGAUCAAAACAAGGCCCACCGGCCUCUGA
This is a messenger RNA of Sorghum bicolor (sorghum), 516 nucleotides long. RefSeq lists its product as uncharacterized. Lineage: Eukaryota; Viridiplantae; Streptophyta; Magnoliopsida; Poales; Poaceae. Bases 1 to 516 code for a protein of 171 amino acids. The transcript has 2 exons. The record is from RefSeq and is a predicted model, not a curated record.